CAUGUAUUUGCCUGUUUGUGGAUUCGUCCUCGUUUUCAGUCGCACAGUCGUUUUUGCCUUCAAUUUAUCCUAGACCACAAGGUUCAUUCUCAGUCUCGUGAUUUACUGUUCUACUCGAUUCGGGUUCAUCUGGUUAGCUGCUAAAAAAUGGCGGAACGUUCCAAUUCAGCAUCAAUUGAUAAACAGAGCGUCAGUACCGCAAAUAACAAACGCGAAGGCCAUUUUGAUAACUCCGAUUCCGUGAUCAAGAAAUUGAGAAACGACACGCAAGAGGAGCCAAAGGCUGAAAUCUCCGUCCAAAAUGACUCGAAAAAUGGAAGUGAAUUAUAUUUUGAAAUAGAAGCUGAUGUUGCUGAGGAUAAGGGUUCAAGGCAUACCAUGGAGGACGCUUCCGUUGUUCUUCCUGAUGCUAGCCUCGAAUUUCCCGGGAAAUUGAGAUGUGCUCAUUUUGCAAUAUAUGAUGGACACGGAGGUCGAUUAGCUGCUGAGUAUGCCCAGAAGCAUUUACAUGCCAAUGUUCUAUCUGCAGGCUUACCACGUGAGUUGUUGGAUGUUAAAGCAGCCAAAAAGGCGAUACUUGAGGGAUUUAGGAGAACCGACGAGUCUCUUCUUGAGGAGAGCACCAAAGAAGCAUCGACAGGUGGUUGGCAAGAUGGUGCUGCUGCAGUAUGUGUUUGGGUAUUAGGCUCCAAAGUGUUUGUUGCUAAUAUUGGAGAUGCCAAGGCAAUUUUAGCUCGGUCAUCCCUGGCUGACGGUUCAAACAACAGUUCUGAUGGAUCAACUCCAAUAAAGGCCAUAGUCUUGACCAGGGAACACAAGGCUAUAUAUCCACAAGAACGUGCACGCAUCCAAAAAGCUGGGGGAUCUGUCAGUUCUAAUGGACGACUACAAGCACGCCUUGAAGUUUCCAGAGCUUUCGGAGAUCGGCAGUUCAAGAAGGUUGGUGUUAUCGCAACUCCAGAUGUUCAUUCAUUUGACCUUACUGAGAGAGACCACUUCAUCAUUCUUGGCUGUGAUGGCUUGUGGGGGGUUUUUGGGCCAAGUGAUGCUGUUGAUUUUGUUCAGAAGCUACUAAAGGAGGGGCUACCUGUGUCAGUUGUGAGUCGUCGCCUUGUGCGGGAGGCAGUCCGUGAGCGUCAAUGCAAAGAUAACUGCUCCGCUGUUGUAAUUGCUUUUAGGAAAAAACAGUAGAACUAUUGUUAAAAAACAAUCUUUAGAAGAAUCUAGGCAACCAAAUUUGGUCUUGCUCUCUUUCGUUCAUGUUCAUUAUAAUUGUGUGUUGUAUCUUCAUGUCUUCUAGUUUAGUUGCAGAUUGUACGGUUAAGAUUUCUUGGCUUUUGACCAAAGCUGUACAAUUUGUUGGUAGAAUCGGGCAGUCUUAAAAAGCCUUUUCUGCUCAAGACUGUUGUGCGUGCUGUAUAAAGCUGCUUGUGUUUUAAAAAGUAAACUUGUGCUUCUGUAGUUUAA
This is a messenger RNA of Nicotiana tabacum (common tobacco), 1467 nucleotides long. RefSeq names its product putative protein phosphatase 2C 8. The record is from RefSeq and is a predicted model, not a curated record. Lineage: Eukaryota; Viridiplantae; Streptophyta; Magnoliopsida; Solanales; Solanaceae. Gene Ontology annotation, biological process: protein dephosphorylation. Gene Ontology annotation, molecular function: protein serine/threonine phosphatase activity.